Rangifer tarandus platyrhynchus (Svalbard reindeer) is the source of this 330-nucleotide messenger RNA. NCBI's taxonomy places the organism in Eukaryota, Metazoa, Chordata, Mammalia, Artiodactyla, Cervidae. The record is from the annotation of a GenBank genome assembly.
AUGUUAGGGCAGUUGGCGCUCAGUUCUAGUGGUAAAGAAUUCGCCUGCCAAUGCAGGAGACGCAAGAGACGCAGGUCGAUCCCUGGGUCGGAAGAUCCCCUGGAGGUGGAAAUGGCAAUUCACUCCAGUUUUUUGCCUGGAAAAUUCCGUGGACAGAGGAGCCUAGCCGGCUACAGUCCAUGGGCUGGCAAAGAGUUGGACAUGCCUGAGUGUCAUGUCAACACACAAACACACACAGGGUAUUUGCUGGUGGCUGCCUUGUUGGUUAAGACUGUGCUAGAAGCCAGUUCAUUUGGAUCCACUUUGCAUUACAGGAAAUCAAAGCUCUAG